GGUUACAGGCUUGUACAUCACCCCGAAAAGGUUCCUUGUCUGCCUCUUUGUCUUAAUGCAAGACUCCAUCCUUCUUGCAUUGAAACAUCCGAAUAUUAAUUAAUUAAAUUGCUUUCAUCUUUGCUAGAUCCACCUCAUGUUCUCGAUUUUCCUCAAUAUUUCCACUCUUUUUUCAUAGUGAUUAUUACAGAUUUUCAUAACUAAUCCCCCCAUCUAGCAACUUCCUUCUAGUUAUUAUUAUUAUUAAGAUACAUGGAUCUCAAGUCUGAUCCAUCUAGCUGCUUUCUUCCCCGACGAAAAAUGUUCACUAAAUGCUUUCCUUGCUUCUUUAAAGAACAACCGGAGAUCAGGCCGAGUAAGUGUAGGGAUUAUCCAUGGGAAAUAUACACUCUCAAGGAGCUGGUUCAGGCGACGAACAACUUCCACAACGAUAACAAGAUCGGCGAGGGGGGAUUUGGAAGUGUUUACCGGGGAAAGACAAGUAAAGGCAUCGAGAUAGCGGUGAAAAGGCUGAAGGCGAUGACGGCAAAGGCAGAGAUUGAGUUUGCAGUGGAAGUGGAGAUAUUAGCGAGAGUAAGGCACAAGAACUUGCUGGGGUUGAGAGGAUUCUAUGCGGGUGAACAUGAAAGGCUUAUAGUGUAUGAUUAUAUGCCUAAUCAUAGUCUAAACACCCAUCUACACGGCCAACUAGCACCCGAUUGUCUGUUGGAUUGGAGAAGAAGAAUGAACAUAGCCACUGGAGCUGCUGAAGGACUUUUGUACUUGCACCACGACGCAAAUCCACACAUUAUUCAUCGAGACAUAAAGGCGAGCAACGUCCUUUUGGACUCAGAAUUCCAACCGAAGGUUGCAGAUUUCGGGUUCGCAAAGCUCAUCCCGGAUGGAGUGACCCAUAUGACCACAAGAGUGAAGGGAACGCUAGGGUACUUAGCGCCCGAAUACGCCAUGUGGGGCAAAGUCUCAGAGAGCUGCGACGUUUACAGCUUCGGAAUUCUUCUUCUAGAGAUUAUCAGUGCCAGAAAGCCCAUUGAGAAGUUUCCCGGCGGCGUCAAGCGCGAUAUUGUGCAGUGGGCUACUCCAUAUGCGGCCAAAAGCGCCUUUGAUCACAUUGCGGAUCCGAGGUUGAGAGGAAAGUACGAUAAGGCAGAGCUGAAGAGAGCCCUGGCGAUCGCCUUGAGAUGCACGGACGGCAGCCCAGAGCACCGGCCGAACAUGGUGCAGGUGGUGGCGUGGCUCAAGGAGACCACCGGCAUGGAGAGGAGGAAGGACGUGAGAGAAACGAAUGAUACAGUUGAUGACGACGAAGAGGAGUAAGAAAUUGGCUAGGAAUUAGUCGGGUUUUGACUCUGGCGGGGAGAUAUAUAGGUAUUGUAUAAUCAUCGAAGUUCUAAUUAAUUAGUGGUAGCUAGUAGUAUUAAUUAAUUUGAUAUCUUAAAUUUAAGUCUCAUAAACUUUGAUUGUUUCUCAAUUAGGUUUGAUCAAUUGAUAUUAUACACGUAUUAAAAGAUUUAAAAUUAAGAAAAGAUAUAUAGAAGAAGAUGUAGAUGAUGA
Molecule: messenger RNA, 1551 nt
Organism: Diospyros lotus (date-plum)
Lineage: Eukaryota; Viridiplantae; Streptophyta; Magnoliopsida; Ericales; Ebenaceae
Product: PTI1-like tyrosine-protein kinase At3g15890
Exons: 4
Coding region: 253-1314 (353 amino acids)
Biological process (GO): protein phosphorylation
Molecular function (GO): ATP binding; protein kinase activity
Source: RefSeq, a predicted model, not a curated record